Messenger RNA from Oncorhynchus keta (chum salmon), 14628 nucleotides. It is a transcript of the gene nyap2a, whose product is annotated as neuronal tyrosine-phosphorylated phosphoinositide-3-kinase adaptor 2a. The record is from RefSeq and is a predicted model, not a curated record. Gene Ontology annotation, biological process: neuron projection morphogenesis; phosphatidylinositol 3-kinase/protein kinase B signal transduction. The coding region runs from base 668 to 2854 and encodes 728 amino acids. NCBI's taxonomy places the organism in Eukaryota, Metazoa, Chordata, Actinopteri, Salmoniformes, Salmonidae. The transcript has 7 exons.
UUCUGAUCGCUGCCUCCUGCACCUAGCCUUCUCAGUUUGUUUUGCUGUGUUGUGUGUAUGUGAGAGAACAGUGUGUGUCUGUGUGGAUAUGUGUGUGUGACACAGAGAGAAACACAGCCGCAGCGGAGGAAGGAGGAGCCAAGCAACUAGGGAGGGAGCUGGAUGCUUGCGUGUUGCCGUGACAGCACCACAGCCUGCUGUUUCUAGUGACGACUGAUGCAAGAAUGUGUGUCUGAACUGUUCUAGGGAGGGGGAACCAGUGGUUGUCUGUGUCCAGCCCAGCUUGCAGUGUCCUGGGUGCCCCUUCUGUGCCUGUCUAUCUGUCCGUCACUGAGGUUGGAGGUGGCCCUUGCUUUUUUACAACGCGGUACUCAGUCACUGGAAGAUGGUCAACCUCCUCUUCCUCCUCAUGCGUCCCUGUGAUCUCCAACAGAAGCAGCAGCACUACCAGGCUCUCUCCUCUGUCAUGCUCUGUACCACUGGGGGCUCUAUGGUGCUAAGCUCCGGGUGAUCCUGUUUACCUGCAGCUCAGCCCCCUCUCCUCCCUCCUAGCCUGUGUGGUGGACAGGACUGAACACCCACUAGUGUGGUCAACCUCUAGGUUACCCUGGUCUGACCCCAGCACUACCCAGCCACUUGCUUUCUGCUCCACUGCCAGUGAAAAACAAUGACUUCUCAAGAGGAGGAAGCAUCGUUCAGCAGGUUCUUCCAGUAUGUGGAGGACAGUGGACUCAGGGCCUAUGACGGACUGGUCAUCCAGAAUGCCUCUGACAUCGCCCGUGAGAGCGACCGCGUCCGCAAAGAGACCAACUGGGCCUACCUUCAGGAGAAACACGAUAAGAAGAGAAGACAGGAAGAAGCCAUAAAGAGGAUCGGUGAGGAUGUGGCGAGGGUGACGGAGGGAAGCUACGCAGGGAAACACUUCCGCAUGGGCUUCAUGACCAUGCCGGCACCCCAGGACCGCCUUCCCUCCUCCUGUGGCCAGGGCUUCACUGUGCGUUCCCAGUCUCUACACUCUGUCGGCGGGGGUGAUGAGGAUGGGAGCCCCAACUCCCGUAAGCUACCGCCGCCCAAACCCAAGAGAGACCCCAACACCAAGCUCAGCAUCUCCUCUGAGGGUGUGAACUCUGGAUCUGCCUCCAGCAAUUGCAACAGAGACAGCCUGGUCAAGUUUGACCGGUCCAAGUCGCGACCUUUCAGUGAGGAAUACAAGCGGAUCCCUCCUCCCAAGCCAAAGAGGAACCCUAACACGCAGCUGAGUACCUCCUUUGAUGAGUCCUACAUCCAGAAUCAUGGCAACAGGAAGGAAGGAAGGAGGGAAAAGUCCUCAUCACAGAGCCAGAGCCCAGCCCCAGAUACGGAGGACGAGGACGAGCCUGUCUACAUCGAGAUGGUCGGUAACAUUCAGAGGGAACUGAAGCAACGCCUCUUGGAGGACGAGGACCAGAGUGAGUCGGUCUACGAGGAAAUGAAAUACCCCAUGUUCGACGACAUGCUCCAGGACGCUAAGUGGGAACAGGACAUGGAGCAGGGUCGUUCCUCCUCCUCCCACACCACCCCCCGGGGGUCCCUCUGUGACAUCCCCGCCCCCUUCCCCAACCUGCUCACCCAUCGGCCGCCCUUGCUGGUCUUUCCGCCAGCCCCUGCCCAGUGCUCGCCUAACUCGGAUGAGUCACCCCUCACUCCGCUGGACGUCACAAAGCUGCCCAUGCUGGAGAAUGUUGCCACUGGGUACACCAACAAGCCCGGGGGAGGUGCCUCUCCCACGACCGCUGAGGCUCCGCCCCCCUCCUCCUCCCCCCACCACCGCAAGGGGGAGAGAGAGAGAGACAGGAAACGAGAACGGGAGAAGGAGAAGGAUAGAGAGCGGGAUCUCCAAUUCACCCACACUAUCACUGCGUCUGGUCGCUCCUCUGCCCCUCCCCUGCCCUCCACUCUCUACAAGGCAUCGGCGUCGGCUCAUGGGUAUCCCAGAAGCCAUUCCGCAUGUCCCUCACCUGUAAGCAUGGGUCGCUCGAUCACACCGCUCAGCCUCAAGCGCCCACCACCUUAUGACGCCCUGAAGAUAGGUGGCAGCAUGCCCCGAUCCACCUCCUCCGUUGCGCAUCCCGCCAAGAGCUCAGUUGGUCAGGAAGGGGGAGGCAAACUGAGUAACUCUUCUUCGGCCCACAGCUCCAUGCAGAAUGUGUCGCGUUCCCGCACCCCUACAAGCCCUCUCGAUGAACUCACCAACCUGUUUACUGGUGGCCGGAAUAUGCUAAAGAAGGGAUCGGGAGGGAGGAAGGUCAAGGAGUCCGCUGAAUGUGAGGCCAAGACCAGGAGCCACAGUACAGAACCUCUAUCUAGGCACGAGAGCAAAGCUCACCACGGAGGCAGCCAGGAGUCUCCCAAAUCCCAGGAGUGGGAUGGGCCCUCCGGACAUUCACCCAACCCCACUGCCAUGCCCAGCCGCCUGGGACGCUCUUCUGUCAGCCCCACCAUGAUGCUGGGGAGUGGGGUCACAGAAUCCAAAGCGGUGUGUAAGCUGGGCCGGUCAGCCUCUACAUCGGGGGUUCCUUCCCCGUGCGGGACUCCCCAGCACCAGCCCUCCGAGCCCCAGCCAGGCUAUAGUCAGAUGAUCCCUCCCAUGCUGUGGGCUAGCGGAGACAACACCAUGAUGGAGAUGAUUGAGAAGAAGCGCAGCCUGUGUCAGGAGAUCAAGGCCCGCCGGGGGCCAGCAGACAACAACCUGUGUAAGCAGGACAGCAUGCCCAUCUUGCACAGCUGGAGGAAGAGCAGCAAUGGGACCAAGAAGUAUGGCGGCCCUCCCCCUUACUCCACACAGACCACCGUCUUCUGGGACACGGCUAUCUGACAGGAGUGAACCACCCUGUCCUGGGCCUUGUAACGGGCCUUGUUCAAAUGGAAGAACCAGGACUUGACCAGUAUGUCCAGGACUACCUAGACUUGACUAGUAAGAAACACAUUUUGUUUUCCGUUGCAAAACAUUUUAAAACGUUUCUGUUGCGUGCCCUAAUGAACACAACCCUGUCCUCAGACUCCUCCCCCUUCCUUUCACAAGCCAGAGAUGGGCAUUGAGCUGGUGACAAAUCAGAGCACAGGGAGACAAGAGUUCCCCCCCACCUCUCUGUUGUAGCAAUUCAAAUAUCUGGUAUAUCUCCCUGGUUUCGUAUUGCUAAUUUAUAUUUAAAAAAAAUUGUACCUCAGUAAUUGUCUUAAUAUUGAAUAUGCUUAGUACAAUUAUAUAUUUUCUAAAGAUUAAAAAAUAUAAAAUAAUUUGGACAUUUUAGUCUACAGUUGUUAAAUGGUUUUUCAAACCUCGUCUUGGAUAUUUAUGUUGCAAGGACACUUGUCUGUGCGUUGGAGAAAAUAAUAUGUUGCCAAUACGUUGAGCCAAUUCAGUAAGAACACCAUGGUUUUUUAUACAAAAAAAUCUAAAGGAUAAAUGUUCUUAUAACGAUGAAAAAAGCACUAAUUUUAAAUUGAAUAUAUUUUGGCAUCUUGAAUUUAGAUGUUGUUGUAUUGGAAUGCUGUUGUGAACCAUUUGAAUGAUCCACAAUGUAGGUUUGGCUUGCUCCACUGCCCUAACAAUCACUAUGACCAUGUCCCAAUACUUAGGGCAAAUCUGCCAUAUCAUAUAGGGCCAGGACCAAAAGUAAUAUGGUAGCACCUCGGGGCAAAUCCUAUCAAAUCAGUGGUCGGACAAAGAGACAAGGUAACAAUUUACUUGACACCCAGUGUCAUAACACGUUAUGACACGGUCUUAACAUGUCAUAUGUCAUAACAACUGACGUAAUCUGUCAUAACCUGUCAUAAUAUAGUCAUAACACUAUCAUGACACAUAUUUUUUGUUGUGACAUUUAUUGCAUUAUUUUAUGGCUGGUUAUGACACCUACAUAAGUGUCAAACCCACAAAACCCACCACACAAGGCAAAACCUUUCAUUACACCAUAGCCUACUUGUCAACAGUAUAUUUAUGUUAUAUAACAUUUUCUGAAAUUGAACAUAUUAUUAUCAAUUAUUAUUGUAAUUGCACACAAAUUAUUGUCAGACAUGCACCUACCCCAAUGCUCUGUUGCUGAUGACUGGGAUGAAUGCAGGAGAAGAUUUCAGGAGCAGGACAAGACAACUUCUUUAUGACUGAUUACUGACAUAAGGGCAUAUAUGGCUUAUAUGAUUAUGAUGGUCAUAAUACCUCUUGACAGUGUCAUAAAGUAUAUUUUCUUAAUCCAAGUAAAGUGACACAGGAAGGUCAUAAUGCUUCAUGACAGUGUCAUAAAGUGUAUUGUCUGCAAGCGAUUUAAAAUAUGAUGAAAAACAACAUGACUAUAAAUAAUGAAUUACGACAACAACAAAGCACUUAUUAAGAAACAAUCUUUCAAAUGAAAGGAACCUUCUUAGUAGGGAUUUUUGUUUUUAAAUAAAUGUGGGUUUUGACCGUAUUAUGUAUGUCAUAAAAUAAUGCAAUAUAUGUCACGUUUGUAAAUAUAUGGGUAAUGACAGUGUUAUGACCAUAUUAUGACAGGUAACAAGUUAUAUCAGCUAUUAUUAUGACAUGGUCAUGACUGUGUCAUAAAGUAUUAUGAAGCUGCGUGUCAAGUAAAGUGUUACCGAGACAAGAAUAUAGGAGACAAGGAGAUAGGAGGGAAGGAUGCCAUUUAUUAAGAGUGUUGGGACAAGAUGGUUUGUACAGUACCCAACAUAAUCUUUUCACACGACUGAGUCCAGCCAAACUUCACUGCCCUGGCCUGCCCUGGUUACACAUCAACCAUAGUUGCUGGAACCGAGCUGGAAAGAACAUUGUGAAAACAAAAUGUUGACACUAGCAACUACGGUUCGGGUCUACACAAAAGUGUUUAAAAGGUAUAAGAGAUUAUAAGAGAGUCAGUGACCCACAAUCACCGUGCCAGAGUGACUGACUGGGCAGUGGAAGACUCGGCCAUAGGGAUGGAGACACUGUCAUGGUGUAUUUAAUAAAGGCAGUUAAGAUUAUCCACCUAUUCAGACAGGAACUAAGCUUGAAUUAAAAUUAUGUUAUGUCUUAUCUGAGUCUGGGGGUAUUUCUCUUGCCUCCAAAUGAAAACAAGUAUAGUGAGUUUGAACUUUCUAGUUCAAACACGUUUGAGUUCUGCACAUGUUAUAUAGUUCGACACAUGUUAAAUAUUUCCAAAUCGAGUCGUAUCAAAAUAAUGUGAGGAGACAUGAUUAUUGUUUAUAAAUGACCACACAUCAUACCAUAACAUAUGCACACACACCAGGAGCCUAUUCAGGAGGAUGUAGCCUCCGGAGCUAAGGCGUCUCACAUUCUGUUUGAAAGCCUGGGGAAGUUCUCAUUAGAAAAGAUGAUCAAAAGUGGUGGAUCAAGGCAGUCUAGUGACACAUUUCCACUUCUCAAACAAAUCAAUUAUUUUACAUGGUUGGAGCUCCAAAAGAGCUGAUGUUUCUGAAAAAUGUUCUGACUUGCAACAAGCAAGCUAAGAUAAAAACAACAGUGAUUAGCUAGUUGUGUCACCUAAUUAUUUGUGAUUGGCUGGCUGUGUUAUACCUAUCAUCAGUGAUUGUAUGGCUGUGACAUUUGAUUAGUCAUGGUUUGCCGGCUUCCUUGAUGAGGUUUGUAACAGUAGUCUACAGAGAGUAGUCUACUGUCAGUUGUAGAUCAUUCCGCUAAUAAGGACAGGAUCUACAGUGGCCCAAAAUUGUGUCAUCACUGUCAAUCAGUCUAUCAGUGAGCUGUCUGACAUCAGCCCCUGGUAGAAGUUGCCCUUGAACACAGAUCUAACCAUUUAAGGGGGAAAAGACACAACUGUCCUCAGGUCAGUGUCUGGUGACAACUUCAUCCUUCUCCCUGACACAGCCAAACUGGCCUGUGAAGUUCUAACACUACACAUCUGCUCGGUGAGAAAUGUACACUUGGAGCACACAUGAGAAAUUUUAGAAUGCUCAGGGGAGCUAUGGCAGUGGCUAUGGAGGGACCAGCAUGGACCAGCACUCUUGCCAUCUCCUUACUCCUCGUCACUAUUUUCUUUAAUCCUGCUAUUUCCAUUGCAUUUAUCCUCAAUUGCCCUUGUCGCCUCAUUCUGCUUCUCUCUUCAUCCUGUUUUGAUCCUUUCCCCUUUGAAUACUGUGUGAGGCACACACACACAGUAUUGACAAUGAUGUAUGCCAUUGUGGAAAUCCUUGCUAUAAACAUUGCUUUGGAGACCAGGGUUCACUGUGAGUCAGAGAGAUGGUCACUAAAGCUCACAGAAAUAGAUAUAUGACCUAAACAUUUAUGAUUACAGACCAGUGACACGGUUUUACUUCAGAGAAUUUGUAAGUCGCUCUGGAUAAGAGCGUCUGCUAAAUGACUUAAAAGUAAAUGUAAAUGUAGAACGGAUCUAUCUAACCACACAGUAGGCAGGUUUUCAUUGACCCAGGUUUGUUUGACAAAAGCAAUGUCGCAACAUGUGUAAUGGAAAAGGUAGAUAUACUGUAUAUAGGAGACCUUUUCUAAAGAUCAACAACAUUUGUAUCCGUUCGACAGGGGUGUAUUAUUCUUUUGUCGAAGAUUAUUGGGACAAAUCACAAUGGAAACGGUGUUUUUCAAAUAAAUGAUGAUUGCCCAAUAUUUUUGAAGGCACAUGAUGUCAACACGUAACUCUGAAACUCCACACCACAUUUUAUUAUAAAUGCCUACUGCAUUUUAAAUCUAUUUUUCAACUAUACAAAUAAUGUUUCUUUGCAGGAUCCUUCCAAGACUGGCUGGCUUUUGCGGGUUACCAGAGACAUGAAACAGUUAGGUGGGAGGGCAUACAGACUGUCACCAAUUUAUGAAUAUCCAAUUUGCCUAAAUAGGUAAAGUAAACUUGAUUUUUAUUAGACUGUAGGUUUUUGCGAAAAAUACGUUUUUAAAGGUGUUAUGUCAUUACGUUCAGCUGUUCUUAUUAAUCGAAACAAGAUGGUUAAAUUAUUAGGUGCAGGGGAGAGUGGCAUAAGUUGAGCUAAAGGGUUAGUUGAGCCACCUCUUGUUUCUACAUUAACAUUUUUGUCAUUUAGCAGAUGCUCAUAUCCAGAGCAACUAAUAAUUAGGGCAUUCACCUUAAGAUAGCUAGGUGGGACAACCACAUAUCUCAGUCACAGUAAGUACAUUUGUACAUUGUUUCUAGGAAACCAUACACAAAAUGAAUAAUGUCACCAAAUAUGUAGGAAGAUGUCAUCAUUUCAUGGAGUCUGUGAAGGAAGAGACGACAUGGAAAAAGUACAAUCAAAUCUAAACACAUUAUAUUGGUCACAUAAACAUGGUUAACAGACGUUAAUGCGAGUGUAAUGAAAUGCUUGUGCUUCUAGUUCUGAGAGUGCAGUAAUAUCGAGCAAGUAAUCUAAGAAUUCCACAACAGCUACCUAAUACACACAAAUCUAAAGAGAUGGAAUAAGAAUAUGUGCAUAUAAAUAUAUGGAUGAGUGAUGUCCCGAGCGGCAUAGAUGCAAUAGAUGGUAUAAAAUAUGAGAUGAGUAAUGUAAGAUACGUAAACAUUAUUAAAGUGGCAUUAUUUAAAGUGAUCUACUUAUUAAAGUGGCCAAUGAUUCGAGUCUGUAUGUAAGCAGCAGCCUCUAUGUGUUAUGACAGCUGUUUAACAGUCUGAUGGCCUUGAGAUAGAAGCUGUUUUUCAGUCUCUCGGUCACAGCUUUAACCUCUAACGACUCCCAAACCCGCAUGCGGGAGCGUAAUCAUCGCCUGAAACGAAUUAGCAUAACGCUGAGGACAUAAAUAUCCCUAGAAAAUAUUCCUAUUCAUGAAAAUCACAAAUGAAAUAUAUUGAGACACAGCUUAGCCUUUUGUUAAUGAUCACCCUGUCAUCUCAGAUUUUCAAAAUAUGCUUUACAGCCAACGCUAGACAAGCAUUUGUGUAAGUUUAUAAUAGCCUAGAAUAGCAUUAUACAAUGCUAGCAGCAGGCAACCUUGUCACGGAAAUCAGAAAAGCAAUCGUUUACCUUUGAUGAACUUCGGAUGUUUUCACUCACGAGACUCCCAGGUAUAUAGCCAAAGUUAAUUUUUUCCCUAAAUAUUAUUUUUGUAGGCGAAACAGCUCCGUUUGUUCUUCAUGUUUGGCUGAGAAUUUUUUUCCAAAUUAGCUCCAUAAUAUCGACAGAAACAUGGCAAACGUUGUUUAGAAUCCAUUCUCAAUGUGUUUUUCUAAUAUCUAUUCGAUAAUAUAUCCGUCGGGACAAUUCGUUUUUCUCUAGGACCGAUUGGCGUAAUGGCUACCUCUGUACUUUACGUGAGAAUCUCUCUCGGAGCCACCAUGUGACCACUUACGCAAUGUGCCCCCAUAUGGCUAUUCUUCAACAGAAAUGCGGAAAACUACGUCACAAUGCUGUAGACACCUUGGGGGAAUAUGUAGAAAGCGUAAGCUCGUUGAUGGUGCAUUCACAGCCAUAUAGGAAGUCAUUGGAACGCAGCGCUUUCAAAACCUGGGGCACUUCCGGAUUGGAUUUUUCUCAGGCUUUCGCUUGCAACAUAAGUUCUGUUAUACUCACAGACAAUAUCUUUACAGUUUUGGAAACGGUAGAGUGUUUUCUAUCGAAAGCUGUCAAUUACAUGCAUAUUCUAGCAUCUUUUCCUGCCUGAGGUUGAAGAGACACUGUUGCGCCUUCACCACACUGUCUGUGUGGGUGGACCAUUUCAGUUUGUCUGUGAUGUGUACACCAAGGAACACCAAGGAACUUAAAACGUUCUACCUCCACUGCUGUCUCGUUGAUGUGGAUGAGGGGUGCUCUCUCUGCUGUUUCCUGAAGUCCACGAUCAUCUCCUUUGUUUUGUUGACAUUGAGUGAGAGGUUAUUUUCCUGACACCUCAAUCCGAGUGCCCUCAGCACCUCCAUGUAGGCUGGUCAUUGUUGGUAGUCAAGCCCACUACUGUUGUGUUGUCUGCAAACUUGAUAAUUAAGUUGGAGGCGUGCAUGGCCAUGCAUUAAUGGGUGAACAGGGAGUACAGCAGAGGGAUGAGCAUGCACCCUUCUAGGGCCCCAGUGUUGAGGAUCAGCGAAGUGAAGCUGUUGUUUCCUACCUUCACUACCUGGCGGCCGCCCUUCAGAAAGUCCAGGACCAAAUUGCACAGAGCGUCGUUGAGACCCAAGGCCUCAAGCUUAAUGAUGAGCUUGAAGGGUACUAUGGUGCUGUAAUCAAUGAACAGCAUUCUUAUAUAGGUAUACAUAGGUAUUCCAGAUGGAAUAGGGCAGUGUGAUGGCGAUUGCAUCAUCUGUGGACCUGUUGGGGCGGUAUGCAAACUGAAGUGGUUCUAGGGUGGAGGUGAUAUGAUCCUUGACUAGUCUCUACUCCCAGUCAUCUUUCCAUGGUUAAAUGCUGUUGUUGGCGCUUCCAGUUUUGUGUGAAUGCCGCCAUCUAUCCACAGUUUCUGGUUAGGGUAGGUUUUAAUAGUCACAGUGGGUACAACAUCUCCAAUGCACUUCCUUAUAAACUCACUCACCGAAUCAGCAUAUAAAUCGAUGUUAUUCUCUGAGGCUGCCCGGAACAUUUCCCAGUCUGGGCGAUCAAAACAAUCUUGAAGAGUGAUUCCGAUUGGUCAGACCAGCGUCGAAAUGUUCUUGUCAUAGGUACAUCCUGUUUGGGUUGCUGCAUAGAGGACGGUAGGAGCAAAAUGGCGGGGGAGGGUCUUGUAUGUGUGUAGCGGAAGUUAGAGUAGCAGUGAUCCAGCGUAUUGCUACACUAAAUAUGCUGAUAGAAUUUAUGGAGCCUUGUUCUCAAAUUUGCUUCAUUAAAAUCCCAAGCUACAAUAAAUGCAGCCUCAGGAUAUAUGGUUUCCAAUUUAUAUAGAGUCCAGUGAAGUUCCUUGAGGGCCAAGGUGGUAGCUGUUUGAGGGGGGAUAUACACGGCUGUGAAAAUAACCGACGAGAACUCUCUUGGGAGAUAAUAUGGUCGCCAUUAUAUUGUAAGUAAUUCUAGGUCAGAUGAACAAAAGGACUUGAGUUCCUGUAUGUUUUUACGAUUACACCAUGAUUCAUUAAUCAUGAAGCAUACACCCCACCAUUCUUCUUCCCAGAAAGAUGUUUAUUUCUGUCGGCGAGACGCAUGAAGAAACCCGGUGGCUGAACUGACUCCGACAACAUUCAUAGAGAGCUAUGUUUCCGCGAAACAGAGAAUGUUACAUGCUCUGAUGUCUCUCUGGAAGGCAACCCUUGCCCUAAUUUCAUCUACCUUGUUGUCUAGAGACUGGAAAUUGGCGAGUAAUAUACUUGGAAGCGGUGGGUGGUGUGCACGCCUUCGAAGUCUGACCAGGAGGUCUCUCUGUCUACCUCUUCUGCAGCGACGUUGUUUUGGGUCGCCUCUGGGAUUAGAUCCAAUGUCCUGGCUGGUGGUCAGAACAAAGGAUCCGCUUUAAGAAAUGUAAGAAAUCCAAUGUAAGAAAUAAUACAUAAAAAAGAAAAUACUGCAUAGUUUCCUAAGGACUCUAAGCGAGGUGACCAUCUCUGUCGGCUCCAUCUCGCUAGGUAAGCAGGUAAGUGGUAAGCAAGUUAGGUCCAACUAAGAUUUUCACAAAAUCAAAUACAUUUCUUGUGUUAUAGGAUUCAUUAUUGCUUGUUCUAAACCAAAAUAGAUAAUUGUAAGAUUGUUUUAUAUGUCAGUCGGGGUCUCUAUAAGCUAAAUUGUGAUAUUCUAAACCUAGCAUGAAAGUGCAUCCGUUUAGCUAUGUGGGCUAAUAUAGUGAAAAUAUUUGCCAUGGGGUAACUUGAGGUAGUGGCCACCAUAACCCAUACAAAUGAUGAUAGCAUUUUGUUUGUUUCAUGCAUAAUAGGCCCGAUUCAGAAUCUAUUCAAUUUUUUUUGCAUUUUGAUUUAAGCACUUCUCAGUAUUUGGUAUUCAGACCUGAUGCGCUUUGAACCUUUGAUAUGCUAAACGGUCGCGGUAUACAGCCACCCCUUCAUCCCCUUCCAACCUCCCUACAUUCAUUUCUGUCUUAAAUGACCAUACAAUUAUUAUCAUCUCAUGAGUCCAGUCUGAUAAUAUGAAUCAAAACACAGGAAAAACUGAAUCGGGAUUACACUGAAAACAAUUACAGUAUAUUACGGUUUUAAGUGCCUUCUGAUAUUCUUAAAGUUGAAGCAUUGCAAUAUUUGUAAAAUAGGCUAUAUCAAAUAGGCAAAUACAUAAUGACAAAGAUACAAAACAUAUAGGCAAUAUCAGUGCUUUAAUGGUGAAUAAAGAAGGAAAAUUGUUCAUUAGGAAGUGAUGAUCAAGUUUAAUAAUAGGCCUACUGCUUCAGAAUUCCAUCUUACAAGACCUCAAAACGUAGCCACAUUAAAGAGGAAGUCUGCAUUCUUAAAUAUAACAAAGGAACACCCCAUCACUGUUCUGGUAAAAAGCUGAGGUAUGGGGACAAAUGUAACCUCUCUCAAAUUCAUAGACAGAGCUCUGGCUGCAAGGACUGACCAUCCAUGAUAUCCAAAUGAUAGUUUAAUUACUUUUUUCCCCAAUGACUUUGUUUACAAACAAUGGUGUAAACCUGUUUUAGGUUCUUCUGGGGUAUAACAGUUUAUUUUUUAAAAUUUGUUUUACCUUUAUUUUGACAGGUCAAUGCUGAGACCAAGGUCUCUUUUCCAGAUGAGCACUGUAUAGCACAAUACACAUAAAAAUACAAUAAACACAUUCAACAUCAAAAUACACGUUACUAUACACAAAAGUACAUGUCAAGCAAAAAACAAUCAGACACAUUCUUUGGUUAAAAGGUCAUGGAAGUUUAUGCAAAAGGUUUUAUAGACAAAAAGAGCUCAAUGCAUCGAUCCACGAGAUUUCAAGGAGGGCCAGUCCACAUUAUGAUACAAAAUGCAAUGAUGUAUACUUUCGUAAAUUGCUAUGAUAAAGUGCAUCCAAUAGCUUCAAUAAGCUGCAUUCUACAUUCAUAUACAGAUGUAGGAUCUUCAUUUUAGCCAAUUUGCUAGAGAAGGAAAAUAAUCCUGCAGCAACAGGAAAUGUGAUUUGAUUAUAAUGAAUGGAACUUUUUUGUAGGGGUUGAUACAUUUUUCAUGGAAAGACAGGACAUGUUCCUAUAGAAGGAGCCUAUUCAAUAUUGAACUAGGCCUUUGUAAGUUAUAUUUUUCAAGAAUCAAUGGGUAUAUACAGUCGUGGCCAAAAGUUUCGAGAAUGACACAAAUAUUAAUUUUCACAAAGUCUGCUGCCUCAGAUUGUAUGAUGGCAAUUUGCAUAUACUCCAGAAUGUUAUGAAGAGUGAUCAGAUUAAUUGCAAUUAAUGGCAAAGUCCCUCUUUGCCAUGCAAAUGAACUGAAUCCCCCAAAAUCAUUUCCACUGCAUUUCUGCCCUGCAACAAAAGGACCAGCUGACAUCAUGUCAUUGAUUCUCUCAUUAACACAGGUGUGAGUGUUGACGAGGACAAGGCUAGAGAUCACUCUGUCAUGCUGAUUGAGUUUCAAUAACAGACUGGAAGCUUCAAAAGGAGAGUGGUGCUUGGAAUCAUUGUUCUUCCUCUGUCAACAAUGGUUACUUGCUAGGAAACACAUGCCGUCAUCAUUGCUUUGCACAAGAAAGGCUUCACAGGCAUGGAUAUUGCUGCCAGUAAGAUUGCACCUAAAUCAACCAUUUAUGGGAUCAUCAAGAACUUCAAGGAGAGUGGUUUGAUUGUUGUGAAGAAGGCUUCAGGGCGGCCAAGAAAGUCCAGCAAGAGCCAGGACUGUCUCCUAAAGUUGAUUCAGCUGCGGGAUCGGAGCACCACCAGUACAGAGCUUGCUCAGGAAUGGCAGCAUUCAGGUGUGAGUGCAUCUGCACGCACAGUGAGGCGAAGGCUUUUGGAGAAUGGCCUGGUGUCAAGAAGGGCAGCAAAGAAGCCACUUCUCCCCAGGAAAAACAUCAGGGACAGACUGUUAUUCUGCAAAAAGUACAGGGAUUGGACUGUUGAGGACUGGGGUAAAGUAAUUUUCUCUGAUGAAUCCCCUUUCCGAUUGUUUGGGUCAUUGGGGAAAAGCUUGUCCGGAGAAGAUAAGGUGAGCGCUACCAUCAUUCCUGUCUCAUGCCAACAGUAAAGCAUCCUGAGACCAUUCAUGUGUGGGGUUGCUUCUCAGAUAAGGGAGUGGAGUUAGUCACAAUUUUGCCUAAGAACACAGCCAUGAAUAAAGAAUGGUACAACACAUCCUCAGAGAGCAACUUUUCCCAAGCAUCCAGGAACAGUUUGGUGACAAACAAUGCCUUUUACAGCAUUAUGGAUUACCUUGCCAUAAGGCAAAAGUGAUAACUAAGUGGCUUGGAGAACAAACAUCGAUAUUUUGGGUCCAUGGCCAGGAAACUCCCCAGACCUUAAUCCCAUUGAGAACUUGUGGACAAACAAAAACCCACAAAUUCUGACAAACUCCAAGCUUUUCUUUUGCAAGACUGGACUGCCAUCAGUCAGGAUGUAACCCAGAAGUUAAUUGACAGCAUGCCAGGGCAGUUUGCAGAGGUCUUAAAAAAGAAGGGUCAACACUGCAAAUAUUGACUCUUUGCAUCAUCUUCAUGUAAUUGUCAAUAAAAGCCUUUGACACUUAUUAAAUGCUUGUAAUCAUACUUCAGUAUUCCAUAGUAACAUCUGACAAAAAUGUCUAAAGACACUGAAGCAGCAAACUAUGUGGAAAUUAAUAUUUGUGUCAUUUUCAAAACCUGUACAGUAUUAUUGGUUUAAAAGUCAAAAAAUUGAAGUAGCAAUCACAGAUUGCUCCUUUAAAUGAGACACAGAUAGGCCUACUUAAAACCCAGAAUAUUAAUGGCAAAUAUAAAGAGUAGCAACAACAUCAAAACUUUAAAGCGUAUGAUAUUGCAGAUCAUUUUUCACCGACUAUUGUUGUCCUAGUUUUUCUAAAAUGUCUUGAUAUAUUCAUAAACAUGAUAUGGAAAGGCUAAUAAACAUAUUACUGCACACAUUCCUGUGACACUCCCAUUUCCUGCUCCACCUACAUACAGUAGGUGUAAAGUGUUACAAUAUCUGUGUAUUCCAAAUUUGCCAAUGCUAACAUUUUUGUUGUUGUAGAUUUUGUUUUUAAGAGAAGAAAAUGUCGCCCUGAAUCUCACACAACUCUGUUGCAAUGUUAGAAGACAAUCACACUUGCAAACUUACUGCUGCAAGGUGCUCGCACAGUCGAACUGUGCUGCACGGAGAGAAAAAAAUCUAAUUUUUAAGCAGUGAAUCUGCUUGUUUGCAUAGAAAUAGGAUGGAUAGAAAGGACACAGUCCUAUUUCACACAAGCCCAUUCAUGAUAGAUUGUGUCAGGAGCAUUGAGUGCAUUAACCAUUUGAUGUUCAAUCACUGAGUACAUAAGCAGUUAUGUCCAUUCUAUUCAAUCCAUCUCUAUAUGUGUUCCAACCCUUAUGAAUACAUUACAGCUCUUCUUUGAUUGUCUAGCUUCCACUUAUUUGUCCUGUGGGGAGAAGAUCUUGAAUCUUAGGGUACGUAUAUAUAUUAUAUUUUGUGUAUACGUUUGCACUGUGGGGCUAAGACAGAAGCACUGUGAUGUCACACUUUUGUCUUUCUUGCAAUGAGAGUGUUUGAGUGUUUUUUUAUGACUAUGUCCGAGGACAAAAAAAAGAGUAUGCUUAUUGUAAUAUUAAUAAAUAUCUAUUGAGUAUGAGAUAAAUAAAUAUGUUUUUGCA